Molecule: messenger RNA, 1761 nt
Organism: Didymodactylos carnosus
Lineage: Eukaryota; Metazoa; Rotifera; Eurotatoria; Philodinida; Philodinidae
Source: the annotation of a GenBank genome assembly
AUGGAACCGACUACGCCGUACUUAAAUAUUUUAACAUUGAAAACUAGAAAAAUGCUAAAUGAAAAAUAUUUUGCGUGUGGCGACGCGUUGUCAACCAAACACCAAAACCGGUUAAACGCAACGGCUCCAGUAUACCAUUCUUCAUCUCAAAUUGUUUUUGAUUCACAUUUAAUGUUAGAUGGCGAUGGUCCAUUUAUUAAUUCAUUGAGAAAAGAUCAAAUGUUUGAAACUUACAAUGUUGCUGAAGCCAUCAGUGAAUUUGACGAGGAUUAUGACGACGAUGAAAAUGAUAAUCAAAUGAAAAAAGGAAAAGAUGAUCAUAACUAUAAUGCUAAAACUCGAAUGGUAUGGGUGACUGAUUAUAGACGAAAUGAACACUAUCCGAUAACAGUCUCAAUACAAGAAUUAUUAAUAAACUUAAAUACGGCUAAAUUACCCGAUACUGAAAGCACGUUUUCAAAUCACAGGAGCAUAGCCGAGAGCAAUAGUAAUUCAACAACACUAAUGAAAAAUGAUGAAAUAUUAAUUAAUAUUCUUAGUACACUAGAUUUGACGAAAUUAAGUUUAGAAGAAUUAUUACUUGUUUUGUAUAAACUUCAACAACGGACAACAAUGGAAACAAAUAUUAAGAACAGUAUUCUAUCUCAACAACAGGUUUCAAAUUCAUCAUCUUCAUCGCCAAUAUCAUCGAGAACCGAUCGUAUCACAGAAGAUAGACCAAAAUCAUUUGUCAAAACACUUUCGUCAUCACCUCAAUCGCAGCUACUAACAAAAAAUAAUUUACGAUUGGCUCAGAUUUUAAAAGGUUUCAGUCCGUUGCAAUCGGCUCAGCAGCAACUCGUCGAAAGUGACCAGAAACGCUUCGACCUACUAAACAAAUUUUCAACGUUGUCAAACAGUAAUCUCUCACCACUACAUGAUACAUUAAGACAAAUUGAUAAUUCAAAACUAAAAUCCUCAGGUCUGUUGAGUCCAUCACUAACAAAUGCUGUUAAUUCGUCGAUUGCGUUGCUGAAUGAAACAUCUUCAAAAAGUUAUAUUCAUCGACAACAACAACAAGCUGUAGAUAAUAUUCUCAUGAGAGAACAACCAAAAACAUUCUCAUCGUUUCCUCCAAAUGUGGUUGAUAGUCUAAGUUUAGACAUGAUUAAAAAUUCAAGUUCAAAUGUAAGUUGUCAACAAAAAUUAACACAUCAAUCUGAACAAAAAUCAUUAUCCCCAACGGAUGCUGCCACAAAACUUAUGACAACAUAUUCGAACAAUAAUCAGAUACAACCACAUGAAACACAAGAACAAAAUGGAAUUGAAAAUAUGAAACUGUAUCAUCAGAUGAUAUUGGAACAUAAAAUUAAUCGUUCGCCAUCAGAUAUUGAUUCGACAUCUGCUCAUCAACAAGCGCACCACUUUAAAACAGCAAAGACGUCAUCACCAAUUAUAUCAAAUUCAAAUUAUGAAGAAUCGCAACGUCUAAAGUCGGCAUUUAUUUCGAAUUUGUUAGCUCAACAAAAAAAUUCAAUAUCAUCACCUGCCUAUUCAAUGUUUAAUGCAACAAACAAUAACUUUUCACCUGAAUAUCGUAAUUCGUCAAGUUAUUAUCGACAACAGAAUAGACCAUCGAAUGAUCAAUAUCGUUACUAUCGCAGUCAAAUAUCAUCGUUAAACUCAAGUGACUUAUCGACAAAACUGGACGCCAGCAAUAUGAAUUAUCCUUCUCAACGGUGUGAAACUCCACCAAUUGAUUCUUUGUAUUGUAAAAUGUAG